AUGACGCGCUCCGGUAGCGCUGCAUCGAUGAACAUCGCCGACGCUCUGGCACCCUCCGCCACAAACAGACUCAACCCCGCCGAGCGAAAGGCUUUUGGUAAAUCAGAUCACAAGGCUGCCAAGAUCCUUGGUAUUACACUCACACGCAAUCACGUGGACCAGGAUGGGAGACUCGCUCGAGUCCCACCUGCAGACCAAGAGGAUCCCCAAGUUGGAUAUACCCUGGCAGAGAUGAUGGCUCUCAUAGGUGCAAAGCGUGCACGUAGCCGCAAUUCAAGUGCUGUGACCGUCUUUAGGCCACGUAAGGGCCUGGGGCUUGCUUUAGGUAUGGGGAUGGACUUGGUAGAGAAGCACAGGAAGCGCAGAGUGAUUGGGGGGUAUACGCAACGCGUGGUCUUGGGCUUGUGCUCAAACGAGCCACCCGUCAAGGAAUUCGAAGAACUGUCGACUACCGUCAACGACGACGGUGCAUGCUCGUUCUUGGAGCCCGGUGAGAUUGAAGAGACCGAAACACCUCUUGCAGACAGAUAUAUAGCGGGAAAUCAUGAAGAAGAGGAGGAAGAUCGACUUCACGGUUCGAGAGGCUUUGUUUGGGAUGUUGAAGAUCCGUUUGCCACACCUCCCAAUGCUGUCCUUCAGCAAUAUGCCGAAGCAAUGCGGCUUGGUGAAACGAUUGGACCCUUGGAUGUUCCGCCGGUGGCGUCCCUCUGCCACACAACUAAUUUUGAGUCGUUACCCGAAGGAGAAAUUCGGGCACUUCGACUCUAUGCCGACGACUCGUUCGACGACUUGUUUCGUCCGGCGGAACGAGCUUACCUGGAUUUUUUGAUUGCACGAGACGAAGCUGAGGAGCAGCCAAUGGAAAGGAGAAGGCAAAGAAGGGCGGCAGUGCGGUCGAGGAGCAAAAUGCUGGAUAUAUUGGGAGUGGAGGCACGACAAGCUGUUGAUGGGCAAUGUUAG
Suillus subaureus is the source of this 960-nucleotide messenger RNA. RefSeq lists its product as uncharacterized. Bases 1 to 960 code for a protein of 319 amino acids. The transcript has a single exon. NCBI's taxonomy places the organism in Eukaryota, Fungi, Basidiomycota, Agaricomycetes, Boletales, Suillaceae. The record is from RefSeq and is a predicted model, not a curated record.